AUGGGACAAGUUGCAUAUUUGCAGGCAAGGGACGAACAAACCAGCUCUACUGGAGUAAUCUAAAGAACAAUAUACCAUGAUAUUUUCUAAAACAAGAAAAAAAUAGUGUAAACGAAAAUGUCAAAAGAAAAUAAAAAGAAAUAAUAAAGGAGGAGUGGAUGAUGAUCAACACGAGCACCGUUUAGGGCAAGUAGAAACCCACCAACUACUUGCAUCUCACACCAAUGCCAUACUACUGUUUAGUCUCCUAUUAUGUCUUUAUCUCCAACCCUACAUGUCUUCUCCUUCCUCUUCUUCCCACUGGCUCUCAUACUCUAAAAGCCCCUAUAAUUAUCUUCUUCCUUGCAGGUCUUCUCCCUCUUUUCCCUUAUUCUUUAAGUCGAGCUAAUCGUAACUUUAUCUUCAUCCUCACAAUUGCAAUUCAUCUGCAUGAGACCCUCUUUCUCUCUCUUCAGGCUUCCACCCAGUUUAUCAGGAUUCUCUUUCUUUUAUGUAUGUCUUCGUUCUUGAAUCUUCUGAACCAGGUUUAGUUAAUAUCCUUUGUAUUUGUUAUUUUCAUUUUCAGACCACAUAAAUACUGCCUUUACUCUCUCCUACAAGUUUCCAAUUUGUUUUUUUGAAUCUUAUCUCUAAACCUUUCGGGUUUUUUACAUAAUAUAACAUAUGUAUUUGUCCACAUAAGGGUUUUACCUAUAUGUUAGUCAUAGUCUUUAGGUCACGUUUAAAAUGGCUAGAACCCCAACCAAUGUUCAUUUUCAUGAUAUCCCGGAUGCAAUUCUUUUUAAUAUAUUCUCUUUGAUCCUUGACACUCGUUCUCGUAAUUCAAUGUCUCUUGUUUGUGUCAAAUGGCAUUUGAUAGAACGCUUAACUCGCACUUCUCUUACUCUGCGAGGCAAUUUGCGUGACCUCUUUCUACUACCAACUUGUUUUCGAUCUGUUACAAAUCUUGACCUCUCUUUGCUUUCUCCAUGGGGUCAUCCUAUUUUUGAUUCUUCUCCAGAUCCUCUUCUUAUUGCUCAGCUUAUUCGGAGGGCUUUUCCUUGUGUUGUUUCUCUUACUGUUUACGCAAGAAAUCCUUUAACUCUUCAACUUCUAGCUCCUCAAUGGCCUGCUUUGACCAAUGUCAAACUAGUUCGUUGGCAUACGCGACCACCUGCGCCUCCUGGUUCUGAUUUUGUUUCAUUAUUUGAAAAUAACCAUUCACUCGCUUCUCUUGAUCUCUCUCAUUUUUACUGCUGGACUCAAGAUUUACCACCAGCUCUUGAAGCAUACCCUUCUACUUCUGUAUCUUUGACGCAUCUUAAUAUUCUUACUGCUGAGGGAUUUAAAUCCCAUGAGCUUCUUGCCAUUUCUAAAGCUUGUCCAAAUUUAAGCAAAUUGCUCACGACUUGUAUAUUUGAUCACAGAUUCAUUGGUUUUAUUGGAGAUGAAACCCUUCUUUCUCUUGCUUCCAAUUGUCCUCGUCUUUCUCUGCUUCACCUUAUUGACUCAAGUUCUCUAUCUGAUACUAGAGGUGACCCGGAUGAUGAAGGAUAUACUUUUGAGGAUGCGAGAAUCAACCAUACUGCGCUCACAGACAUGUUUGCUGGAUUGCCAUUGCUUGAAGAAUUAGUUCUUGAUGUUUGUCAUAAUGUUAGAGAAACUUGGCCAGCAUUGGAAAUGCUUAAUUCCAAAUGUCUAAGGCUUAAAUCGUUAAAAUUAGGGCAAUUUCAUGGGAUCUGUAGAGAAAUAUUAGAUGCUCGACCAGAAGGGAUUGCCGCUUGUGGCAGAUUGGAAUCAUUAUCAAUCAAGAAUUCAGCUGAUUUGACUGAUUCUAGUCUUAUAGCAAUCUCUUUUGGCUGCCCAAGACUCUCCAAGUUCGAAAUUCAAGGUUGCAAGAAAAUAACCGAAAUGGGCAUCAAUAAACUGGCUUCCAUUCUUCAAAAAACUUUAGUUCAUGUGAAAAUAUCUUGCUGUAAGCUUCUCAAUACUGUCUGCUCACUACGGGCUCUGGAACCAAUUCAAGACAAGAUUCAAAGACUACAUAUAGAUUGUGUCUGGGAAAAUGUUGCAAACAGUACUGGGGCUAGCAGUUCAAGUAAAUAUAUUGGAAUCAAACCAGAAAAGAGAACUGGCAGUUGGGAAGAAACAAGAUUAUCAUCAAGAAAGAAAAGCAAGAAAUGCAAUGGCAAUGACUACUCCCCCAGUUCAUGGGCAAGACUAGAAUUUCUUUCCAUUUGGAUCGCCGUAGGUGAAUUACUAACACCGUUGACAUCGUCAGGAUUGGAGAAUUGUCCUGUCUUAAAAGAAAUUAAAAUAAAAGUGGAAGGUGAUUGCAGGCUUAGGCCAAAGCCUGAAAAUGAUGCAUUUGGGUUAAGCUCACUUGCUUGCUAUCCUCGGCUUUCGAAAAUGAAUCUAGAUUGUGGAUCUGCAAUAGGCUUUGCUCUUACUGCUCCUUCAGGAUUAGCAGAUUUAAGUCCUUGGGAGAGGUUUUACUUAAAAGGGAUUGGUAAUUUGAAUCUUACAGAACUUGAUUAUUGGCCUCCACAGGAUACAGAUGUUAAUCAAAGAAGCUUAACUCUCCCUGCAGCAGGAUUGUUAGCUCAAUGUGAGAGGUUAAGAAAGUUAUUCAUCCAUGGCACCGCUAACGAACAUUUUAUGAUGUUUCUGUUGAAAAUUCCUACUCUUAGAGAUGUUCAGUUUAGAGAAGAUUACUACCCAGCACCUGAGAAUGAUACAUACACCGAAAUGAGAAUAGACUCUUGUUCUCGAUUAGAAGACGCCUUAAACAGGCGCAGAGUUCCUGACUAAUAGUUACACACAAUUAAGUAGUUUCUGAUAAACCUGAAGCUGUUAAUUUCUUUGACUCGCUUAUGUCUGUUUUUUGUUGCUUUGUUUGAAGAUUGGACCGGAUUGUAAAUACCAUAAAUUUAUGUUACGUGUCAAGAAAUAAUAAUAAUAAUAAUAAACUUCUCAA
Jatropha curcas is the source of this 2956-nucleotide messenger RNA. The record is from RefSeq and is a predicted model, not a curated record. Lineage: Eukaryota; Viridiplantae; Streptophyta; Magnoliopsida; Malpighiales; Euphorbiaceae.